CUUAAACCAGCUAAACGCGUCAUCCCGUCGUUCUACGAUACCUCCAUACAGUCUGUCUUUGACGUGCUGCAGCCGGAUGGGCUUAUCCCGAACCUUCUUCCCUUCCAGAAACGCAGUGUCGCAUGGAUGUUGUCGCGCGAGGGACGGAGAAUCGCUCCCGACAGGACUGUUGUGCCUGUCGGCGAGGUCUCUCAGGAGACCGGAUCCGUGGACGAGGAGAGGCUCCCCGUGUUUUGGCGGCGGCUCGAUAUCUCAGGCAGCCAGCUGUACGUCAACUUGCUUACUUAUGCGGUUCGCCAGAGCCCUCCGCGAGUGUAUGACGUAUUAGGCGGUAUUCUGGCUGAAGAGCCCGGUCUUGGCAAAACUGUCGAGUGCAUUUCGCUCAUGCUUUUGAACCCUGCUCCGCUGGAUCGCAACGGUCGUCAGUGGGACAAGGAGACGCAGUGCGAGGUGACCGAGAUCAAGACGACUCUCAUCGUCACUCCACCUGCUCUAGCACCUCAAUGGGCCGACGAACUUGCCUUGCACGCGCCCGGCCUCAAGGUCAUCAUCUACAACGGCUGGAACAAGCUCAAGAUCCCAAAGCCCAAGUCGACUGCUGCAUCACACGCCGAUCCAGAAGACGAUGUCGCGCAGCCGAACAAGUCCAGCAAGUUCAGCAGGGGAAAGUCCAAGUCCAAGAGCAAAACCUCCACCCCGGCUGCCGACGACACUACCUCCAAAGCUGCAUUGCUUGACGUGCCGGGGUACAUCAACCAAUUCGACGUCUGCAUCACAACGUACCCCAUCCUGCGACAGGAGCUCGCGGUCGCGCGGGCCCCGCCGAAGCGGCCCCGGCGGGCGGACGUGACGUACUCGAACGUGACGCGUCCGCGCAGCCCGCUGGUGGUGUGCGAGUGGUACAGGGUGAUCAUGGAUGAGGUGCAGAUGAUGGGCGGGGGCAAGUCGGAGGAGAUGGUAUCCCUGAUUCCGAGGCUGUCGUCGUUUGCGGUGUCGGGUACGCCCGCGAGGUCGACUGUUCAGGAUUUGAUCCAUGUUCUCAGGUUCCUUCGCGUCGAUGGUCUCAUCGGAUCCGAGAAGAUGUGGAACCGUCUUACGACUGGCGCGUACAAGGCGCAGUUCGCAGAGCUGUUCCAAAAAUAUGCAAUCAGAACUCUGAAGUCAUCCAUCACAGAGGAAUUGACCAUCCCUCAGCAGCACAGAUACCUUGUGAGCAUUGAGCUUGGCCGGGUCGAACGACACGUGUAUGAUCAUAGCCUCGAAGAAGCUCUCAUCGAACUUGGUCUCGAUGCUCGUGGUGUCGCGGCGUCAGCCGAGUGGGAGGCGAACGCAGCUCUUCUGCGGACUACGCUGAGGAAGCUUCGAGGAAUCUGUACACAUCCGCUGGUGGGCCAGCUGCAACAGCGACAAAAUAGGAUGUUCAAGUCAACGUUGAAGACUAUCGGCGACGUACUGGAGGCUAUGCGCGAACAGAACUGGCGUAAUACGCUAGAUGACCGAAAAGCGAAGAUCCAAGAGCUAACGCAUUACGCCGAGCUUCAGAAGCAUGAGCAAGUCAACGACCGAUACCGUCGCGCUCUAACCUCCCUCCUUGUAGCCGAGAGGGAAUCCCAAGCGCUCGUCGAUGACGUCCGCGCCGCUAUCCAGGAACACAAGGUCAAAGGGGAUGCGCUCAAGCGCGAGGUGCAGGUCCUACGCCAGUCACGCAAGGCUAACCGCGCAGUCGCCUCGGCGCAGAACAAUGACGCCGACGCCAUCGUUCACGAGGAUGGGAAUGGCGAGAGAGAGAAUGGGGGCGGCAAGGGUAAAGGCAAAGAACGCUACCGAUCUCCCUCGCCUUCAGACGGCGAAGACGACGACCUGGACCUCGAUAUCCUGGAUGGGAGCGGCGAUCCGGAGGAGCGCGGUCUCCCGCGAAACGUGGCGGGCGAGGAGCACCGUGCGAAGACCACGUCGCUCCAGGCACGACUGCGCGAGGCGCUGAUGGUCCUGCAUAGGACGAAGUUCUUGCAGGGUGAUGUGUAUCAUCUGCUUGGGGCUGAGCAUGCGGCGAAGGAGGACGCGGCGUAUGCGGGUGCUGAAGCUAUACGGAAGGACUUGCUUAAGACCACGGAGGAGAAUGCGGUGAAGAGUAUGACGCAGCUGCAGCCUGAUAUGACCGAACGGAAGAUCACGGAGCAAGCGAUGGGUAUUGAACUUCCCUUCCUUACGGGCGGCGGUAUCAAGUCUGCGCAUCUAGUCGAGGAAUGCAACGAAAUCAUCGAAGUCCCCCUGAAUGAGCAAACCCACCUUCUUUGGGUCUGGCGGCAGCACAUUCACGCCCUCAUCACCCAAAAGCUUUCCUCGAAUGGUGAACAGUCCGCCGACGGCGAGGAGUACAACCGCACGCUCGACACGCAAAGCGAGGCCGAAGUCUACCUGCAGGCAUACGCCGCCCUCCUUGCCGACCGGCGCGAGACCAUCCUUUCCGAACGUACAUUACUCGCCACGCACGACGUGCGUGAGAAGCACAAGCGGCACACCAAGGCUUCCGCCAUGGCAGCAUCUGCAGCGGAGGUCUCGGCGGAUCCGGUGCUGGAUAUGCCGGAGGACGUGGAGGUGCAGCCGCAGCACGAGAUUUUGCACAAGAAGCUCAUGGACGAGCGCAAGGAGCUACGCGGUGAAGCGGAAGGGAGGGCGAUCAAGUCGAUUAUGGUUGAGCUUGCGACUGUUGCCGCCAAUAUUGUGAGCGAUAAGGACCCGGAGAAGAUUAUUGCGAGGGAGUUGAGUGCGAAGCUGAGGGCAAUGAUUGCUAAGCAAGGUGGUUUCAUGGAUAAGAUGGACGCGGACCUCGCGCAGCUCCGCAAAGUUUUCAACGAUCGUAUUUUAUACUUCCGACAGCUACAGGAAAUAUCCGACACCGUUGCUGAAGCUGCAUGGGAGGGCAGCCUAGACGAGGCCUUGCAGGCAUCCUUCACGGAGCAAGCUAACCUGGAUGGGAAGAUCAACGCUGGCCGUGCAAGGCAGCGUUACUUGGAUAAUCUCGCUAAGAACCAGGAGGAUGGGCUCGAUGAGGAUGACAAGGCGUGCAUUCUGUGCCGAUGCGAGUUCAAUAGGGGCUUUAUUACUCAAUGCGCUCAUGUAUUCUGCGAGGACUGUAUGAAGGCAUGGAUGGAGAGGAGGGAGGGUAAGGCGUGCCCUGUGUGCCGCGUUCCCAUCAAUGUCGACCAGCUACAGCGAUUUUCGUUAGAAGGUAACAAUACCGUCCCUCAGAGGCCCGUCAUUAUCAACGGCGAGCCUGUCCCGAUCUCUCACCGGCAGAUCAAGUAUAACAUGAUCGACGUGGAUAUAUUGAACCGCAUUCAGGACGUUGAGAUGAAUGGGAGUUACGGAACCAAGAUUGAAACACUUAUCCGCCAUCUCCUGUACAUCCAGAUGCAAGAACCCGGUGCGAAGAGCGUGGUUUUCUCCGCAUGGUCAGACUCGUUGCACAUCGUUGAGCUCGCAUUGGAGCGGAACGGCAUCCCCUGCCUUCGCAUCGAUCAGGCUGGCAAAGGACGCGAUACGGCUGCGAAGCGUUUCCGUACUAAUCCUGAACUGCUGGUGUUGCUGCUCCACGGUGAACGUGAUAACGCCGGUCUCAAUGUCACCUGCGCCUCUCGCGUCUUCCUGCUGGAGAGUGUUGUGAACCACGGGUUUGAAGUUCAGGCCAUCGCUCGUAUAGACCGCAUGGGUCAGACCAGACCUACCGAAGUGUUCUGCUACUAUGCGGAAGACACGGUCGAACGGAACAUCCUCGAUCUAGCAGCCCGGCAGGGUCUCUCGCUGUACACGGAGGAAAACUCUCACGGUACCCUCAACGUCACCCCAUUUGCGGCGGACGGCAAUGAAAAGAAGGUCGACAAUCCGGGCAAGAAGAAGGCGCAGAAGGGCGACUUCAUCUCCAAGGUGGACGACAUGCUGGCGAUUUUGUUCCCUCACAUGUACGAGGACUUGGAGUACUUGCUCCCCGCAGGAGUGGUUGGGGCCCCCAUGGACGUUGAUGGAGACAUGGGUACCACAGUGGGGCGCCAUUCGUUGCAUGGUAGCUCCCAGGCGGGGCCAUCCCGGCUUGGAUGAUUGCAAUGGACACCAUCAAGGUUAUAUGGUUAUGGUACAGCUUCAUUAAUCUGUGUAAUCUCACGCGCUAUGUGCAAAAUUAAUUACCAGCGCCACCAGGCGCCUGUCCGCUUGUUUGCUUAGCGCACGUUGGAAACU
Messenger RNA from Coniophora puteana RWD-64-598 SS2, 4236 nucleotides. RefSeq lists its product as uncharacterized. The transcript has 22 exons. Gene Ontology annotation, cellular component: nucleus. Gene Ontology annotation, molecular function: ATP binding; ubiquitin protein ligase activity; ATP-dependent chromatin remodeler activity. NCBI's taxonomy places the organism in Eukaryota, Fungi, Basidiomycota, Agaricomycetes, Boletales, Coniophoraceae. The record is from RefSeq and is a predicted model, not a curated record. Bases 127 to 4098 code for a protein of 1323 amino acids. Gene Ontology annotation, biological process: protein polyubiquitination; DNA damage response.